Molecule: messenger RNA, 3769 nt
Organism: Polyodon spathula (Mississippi paddlefish)
Lineage: Eukaryota; Metazoa; Chordata; Actinopteri; Acipenseriformes; Polyodontidae
Product: ATP-dependent zinc metalloprotease YME1L1-like
Exons: 19
Coding region: 131-2287 (718 amino acids)
Biological process (GO): mitochondrion organization; protein quality control for misfolded or incompletely synthesized proteins
Cellular component (GO): mitochondrial inner membrane
Molecular function (GO): ATP binding; ATP-dependent peptidase activity; ATP hydrolysis activity
Source: RefSeq, a predicted model, not a curated record
AAGCCAUUUUUAUUUGCUCAGAGCUCUGUGCCGCUGAUGGGUUCAGAAGGAGGACGAACUUGAGGACAUCGUGUUUGGACGUAAAUAGUAAACUUUUGCUACACAAGGACAUAUUGUUAGAGUGCAGGAAAUGUUUUCUUUUUCGUCUACGGUCCAGCCGCAGGUAACGAUUCCUUUGAGUCACCUCAUCAAUGCCUUCCAUUCUCUGAAAAGCUCAGCCAGCUCUGUGGGCACAGCAUCAAUUCAGUGUCUUCAGAGAGAGCCUGCACCAGAGCAUGACUUUCAAAGCAGUGAGCCCUCUAUUAUCCUGAGGGAAUUGGGUCUGACCGAUCUGAAAACCAGUCAUCUGGAUGACCUGGUGAACCGACUCCUUCCCAGUGUUUCAACUGAGCAGCGCCUGAGCCACUCUCACUGGAGAACGUCGCACGUUUCAGCAAAUUCUUUUUUUCACAAUAAGCAUGGAUUCUCCAAUAGCACUCUGGGUCUGUCGGGCACACCCACACUAUACAGGCAGCACACACGUCCACUACAGGCAUUGUGCUCAGAUCUUCAGAAUUGGCCAGUUUGGAUCCAGAAUCGUGGCUUUAAAACUCUGAAAACCAAAACCAGACGGCUGCAGUCCGGUAGUGAACAGCAUGCCGAAUCAGAUGGAUACACCCCAUCAUUCAUGAAGGGACUUCUGUUUCGAGACAAGGGACCAGAAGUAGAAAGUUUAGACAAACUGAUGAAAAAUAAAAGCAUCCCUGAACCCCAGCAAGAUGCCUUCAAAACUGGAUUUGCAGAGGGAUUCUUUAAAGCUCAGACACUCACACAACGGACACAGGAUUCUUUGAGAAGAACACGUCUGAUUCUGCUCAUUCUGCUGCUGCUUGGUAUUUAUGGGUUGUCCAGAACCCCGUUUCUAUCUGUGCGAUUCCGAACUACAUCAGGAUUAGAUGCUGCAGUGGAUCCAGUCCAGAUGAAAAAUGUCACAUUUGAACAUGUGAAAGGGGCUGAGGAGGCAAAGAAUGAACUACAAGAAGUUGUGGAGUUCCUGAAGAACCCCCAGAAAUUUACUGUGCUUGGUGGCAAACUCCCUAAAGGCAUACUUUUAAUAGGACCGCCAGGUACCGGCAAAACCCUUUUAGCCCGAGCAGUGGCUGGUGAGGCGGAUGUACCGUUCUAUUACGCCUCGGGGUCAGAGUUUGACGAAAUGUUUGUUGGAGUGGGAGCCAGUCGUAUCAGAAAUCUCUUCAGGGAGGCAAAAGCAAAUGCACCUUGUGUUAUAUUUAUUGAUGAGCUCGACUCUGUUGGUGGAAAAAGAAUUGAGUCUCCUAUGCACCCAUACUCGAGGCAGACCAUCAAUCAGCUGCUGGCAGAAAUGGACGGGUUCAAACCAAAUGAAGGGGUCAUUAUUAUAGGAGCAACUAACUUUCCAGAAGCGUUGGACAACGCCCUUAUUCGUCCUGGACGAUUUGAUAUGCAGGUUACGGUCCCAAGGCCAGAUGUGAAAGGUCGGACAGAAAUUCUGAAAUGGUACCUCAAAAAAAUCAAAGUGGACCCUGCAGGCGUUGUCCCAGAAAGAAUUGCCAGAGGGACAGUUGGCUUUUCUGGAGCAGAUCUGGAAAAUCUGGUAAAUCAGGCUGCGCUGAAGGCAGCAGUGGAUGAAAAGGACAUGGUGACCAUGGAGGAUUUGGAAUUUGCUAAGGACAAGAUCCUUAUGGGUCCAGAACGCAGAAGUGUUGAGAUAGACGAUAGAAACAAAACCAUCACCGCAUACCAUGAAUCUGGUCAUGCCAUUGUUGCAUUUUAUACCAAAGAUGCUAUGCCCAUCAAUAAAGCCACAAUAAUGCCCAGAGGACCUACACUCGGACAUGUAUCUUUGCUUCCAGAGAAUGACAGAUGGAGUGAAACCAGAUCUCAGUUACUGGCCCAAAUGGAUGUCAGUAUGGGGGGACGGGUAGCCGAAGAACUUAUAUUUGGCAAUGAAAACAUCACCACAGGUGCAUCAAGUGAUUUUGACAGUGCAACGAAAAUUGCAAAGAUGAUGGUGACCAAAUUUGGAAUGAGUGAAAAGCUUGGCGUCAUGACAUAUACUGACACUGCUAAACUCAGCCCAGAAACCCAAGCUGCCAUUGAACAAGAAAUUAGGAUACUCUUAAAGGACUCGUAUGAAAGAGCAAAACACAUCUUGAAGAGUCGUUCAAAAGAACACAAGUACUUGGCUGAUGCUUUGUUGACGUAUGAGACUCUGAAUGCCAAAGAGAUUCAAAUCAUCCUGGAUGGAAAGAAUCUGGAACCGAGAUGAUCUUCCUUACGUCGGAUAGGAUUGGGAUUUUUAUCAACAUGAAUGUAAAUAAGCAAUAGAGCAGGGGGUUCCGCUGAAUGAAAUUGUUUGGUUUAUUUUUCUUAAUAUAGGACCUUUAUGUAUACAUUUUAUCCAAUUUUCUUCCUAGGUUUUGAUUCAGGCAGGAAGAGCACUUUUUCUUCUGGUAAAGAUUGCAUUUUUCUUUCUAGGGUGGUGCUUGUUUUACAAAUACACUUUUAGAAACCUAUGUGAUUGAAUCACUGGUGCUUCCUUGGAAGUUUAAGCAUCUCAGGGCUACAGCCAGCUGAUUUGAGAGAGACUCCUUCACAUUUUCUAGAAUAAAUAUGUGCUCUGUAUUAUGUUAUGAACUCAUAAUUCUGUCUCAGAAGUUGAAAUUGAAAGGUCUUGCUACCAGCAGUGUUUUCCCUCGACUCCUUGCAUCUGUAUUCAUGAGACAAUUGGUCAAUUAACAUGUACAAUAAAAAAUGUAAAUCUGAUUACUUCUCAAAUAUUCUGUUAUGAAAAAGUAGAUGGAAAAUUGCCAUCUCUAAUAGCAAACCUAGUUUUAAAAGGUCAAAUACCGUACAUGUCUGUUCCACAAACAGUAGCACCACAAUUGAAAUAUUCUCAAUCACAUUAGGUACAUUUGCAACCUUAAUCCAAAUACACUUGUAGUUCUUUUCCUUUAAAAACACUGUUUACUUUACUAAUCCAUCUGUUUGUUUAGGUUAAACAUUUGGUAUGAAUUCCACAUGUGCUAUGGUACCUGUUAAUUCCACAGGAAGGUCAGGUUAUAUUCUUAUAAUAAAUGGAAUCGUUGCCCAGAUCCCAAAAAUAAUUGGAAGCAUUAGACUUUGCAGCAUGUCAUGCACUUAGCCUUUCAAAACUUGGGUGAUGGAGCUGCAAGAAGUAGCAGAUCAUUGGUUAAUUGUGGGUGCUUGGGAGUUGGCCUACUGAAGCAUAUUUCAAAUUAAAACGCUGAAAUAGUAAUGUCUCAGUUAAAAUGGUACUUGACAUUUUUUAAACAAAUUUUAAGUAAAAUACGAUGUUAACUUAAACAACAAAGGUAAAAAUCUAUAUAUAUAGUAAUUAAAACCUUAAUUUAUAUCGCACACAACUAGUCGUCCAUGGUGAUGCAAUAGUGCAGGCUUUCACAAUUAAAGCCUGAUUUGUAUUUAAUUGUAAUUUACACCAACAAGUAUUUUAAUGUGGCUCAUCAGAAUCAUUUUAUUGUAAGCUUGCUGUACGUAAUAGACAGAUUUAAAAAUUAAAAUGUGUACAUUUCUGCAGUGAAAUAUCCCAUUUCUUGAAAGUUAUUUUUUGUUUCAGUAUGUGCAUCAUUUGCUUUUUUGGUGUUCCCUACAUAUGUAUGCCUUUUGUAUUCCUUUCAGCUUACUCUAGUGCCGCAGCGGAAGAUUUUUGGUUGUAUAAAACCUAAUUUGAACAGACUGUAAAAUUAAGCUAAUAAAGUAUAUAACAGUG